Molecule: messenger RNA, 852 nt
Organism: Pyrus x bretschneideri (Chinese white pear)
Lineage: Eukaryota; Viridiplantae; Streptophyta; Magnoliopsida; Rosales; Rosaceae
Product: dirigent protein 22-like
Exons: 1
Coding region: 119-673 (184 amino acids)
Source: RefSeq, a predicted model, not a curated record
UGUUACCAACUUCUAAAACUUGCCCUCUUCCUCCUCUAUUAUAGUGACCACAAAUCUUACCAGAAGUCUAUAUUUCACACACACACACACACACACACUACACACUAGAGAGACUAGUAUGGCUUCGUUUCUCUACUACUCUAUCUUCAUCCUGUAUGCAACCUCUCUCUAUUCCAUUGAUGGAGUUCUAAUUAGGCAAUUCGUUAGAUCCGGCGGGAAAACAGAAAACUUAACCCACCUCCACUUUUUCUUCCACGACAUCCUUGGUGGCGAAAACCCUACCUCUGUUAGAAUUAUUGGGCCGCCAAAUGGUACUGCUGGCGGCUUUGGAAGCACUAUGAUGAUUGAUAAUGCACUGACUGAAGAGCAAGACCGCGCCUCCAAGCUCAUCGGAAGAGCACAAGGAUUUUACUCAGUGGCUUCACAGCAAGCAGAUGAAUUUGCAUUCCUUAUGGUCAUGAAUUGUGUUUUUGUGGAAGGCAAGUAUAAGGGGAGUAGCAUUAGCAUUCUCGGGAGGAAUCCGGUCAUGAACAAUGUGAGAGAGAUGCCGGUUGUUGGAGGCACGGGACAGUUGAGGUUUGCUCGAGGUUAUGCCUUAGCCCAUACGGUUUGGUUUGAUGCUGCUACAGGAGAUGCCAUUGUUGAGUACAAUGUUUAUGUGUCAGACUCCUGAAUUUUGUAUUAGGCUAGCCAUUGUUGAGAAAAAUAUCUUUUUACUUUUUUAUAUUUUGUUUUUCCUUAAUCCCUUAUAGAGACAUCUAUUGUACUUAAUUAGGGAAUGGCUACGUUAAUCUUAUAACUAGAAAUAAUUGGAUUUGAAAUAAUACUAUUCUCAUAUGAUGGAUUUUAAAA